Molecule: messenger RNA, 655 nt
Organism: Zychaea mexicana
Lineage: Eukaryota; Fungi; Mucoromycota; Mucoromycetes; Mucorales; Lichtheimiaceae
Exons: 2
Coding region: 124-330 (68 amino acids)
Source: RefSeq, a predicted model, not a curated record
AGCACAUGACUUGUCAUAGUUAGCUGCAGAUAUGCCAUCUGGCGUGCAUAUUUUAUGUUGUCAGCUCUCUUUUCUACAGCCUGGCUUGACUCCGCUAUUCAACCAUUUUGACAUUAUACAAACAUGCAGCGAAAAUCGUUGUGGGGAUCCUACAAGGCCAUUAGCCCACGUACACGUAUUAUGAUCGGCGUUGGUGGAAUGAUCUUUGCGACGACAGGAAUGCUGCUCUCUGAGCACCUCGAAAAACAAUACCCAGCAACCGAAGACGAAAAGUUGCAAGCCGAGGCCUUAUCACCAGUCACUGUUGUCGACCAUGUUGAUAAAAAGUAAAUAGAGCCGACGACAAAGACGAGCUCUUUGAUCAGGGUUGUUCGUCAACAAGGCUCACAAGAAGGUUGUAGUGUAAUGGGAUAAUACUGCCGGAUGGAUAAUGUGUAUAUACGACAACCCCUCCUCGGGAUAUUCAAUAACAAAAAGAUAGUGUAAACAUUUGAAACAUAAUAAAAAAAGCGCUUGUCAACAAACAAUAUCAUGAAGGAUCUAUGUGACCUCUAAGGGUAGAAAUAAAAGAGUCCCCAGUCAGAUCUACGGAACAACUCGAAGGGAUAUUCGUACGAUGUUUGGUAAAGCCGAUUGAUAGACAAAUGGUCAAAAC